AUGACGGCGCAAGUAGAGACCAUGACGGCCACCGACGAAGGGCAGGAGACGUUUGCCAAAGGGGAGCAAGAGCGCAUGCUUGAGUUCGAGAAGAUCAUCAAGUUUCGCGAUACCAUCACCUCUGGGAAGCACCCCAGAAUCAAGGUUCCUACACACCUACUGCCCGCGAAUCCUGCCGCCGUGACCUCGAGCACCCGACCGUCUGCCUCCCGUUCAAACGUCGACCACGACGCGUCUGUGACCCAGCCGACAGAACCUGACACAUCGUUGAGCAAGCCGCUGUCAAGGAAUGCUAUGGCACAUCAGGAAAACGGUCAGAAGUCGGCUGGGAUGGCGAUAUUUCCAGGCUUGGGCCUCGUUCCCACAGCGCCUGCCGCCAUGACUGCUAGGUCGAUCGCUGGAGGCAAUGGCCGGGAGCUCGCAGGCACAGAGAGAUCUCGUAUUGGCGAGGCACUUGUGGGAGAGCCUGUGGUUUCUGUUCCCACACAUUUCUCUCUACGGCGAGCAGAUCUGGAAAAAGCUCUGCUUGAACAGGGAAAGCUGCAGGCCAGUAAAGAUGUCCAGCUCAAAGAAGCGCUGCCGGACUUCGACAUCAAUGAUGUCUGGCAAAAGGGCCUUGCCUGCGAACGGACUUUUACACCGGUGCCAGUGGUGACUCUGGGGAGUUUAGCUAACUCGAAGGGCACAGCUACAGCUGCAUCGGCAGCAGUGACUGUUGGUUCUGACAGAAACGAUUUGUCCGAUAAUAAGACGUUCUACUCGUCUAAUUUUAGCACACCAGAGUUCGGCUUGACGGCCCGCAUCCCUGUCGAAUCCGUCAACGAAGACGUGUCUAUGCAAGACAGUUCGGAUUAUGAGCCGGAAUUGGAUGUUGUGCCCUCGCCUGUCGCAUUUGCCCAGGCCUUGCCGGCGAGCAGGCCGGACCAACUGCAGCAGUUACGGCAGUCUCAGCAGCCGCCACACAUAUUGGCAGGACGGCCCUUGCAGGCGCCUACAGCGUACGGCUCAGGCUAUCCGGCGCUGUUGCCUGCAAUCCCUUCUCAAGGUAACAGUGGCGCCUCAAAUCCUGCCGUCUUGCAACAGCAGUGGAAUGCUACCCAGCUUGGACAGACUGGGAAUGACAUGCCUAGGGUGAGCGGGCAGACAAGCACAGGUUCCGGCGAGGCAGUCUUUCGGCAAGCUGGUGAGGAACCGCAGCAGCCCCCGUCGCCCUUUGUACGCGCCCAUGACCUGUCACCCUUAGCUCCUCAGCCAACCCACGCUGCGGCGCUGGCUGUCGAGCAGCUAUCGUCGGUGCUACAGCGUGGACAGCUGGAAAACCGGGGCACCCCUGCCCAGAUUGCGGUGUUGAGAAGGGAGCAGGCCGGUCAAUCUAGCCCAGAUAGCUCACCGCAGACAGCAGGAAGUCGGGCAACAGACAAAAAGAGAGGGAACAAGAGGAACAACAAGCGGAAGGCAGAUCAGGCUGCGACGUUGCCAAACAUCAAGCAAGAGCCCAAGUCUCCAUCACCAAUAGUGGUACCGCCUGUGCAACGGGCACCCAAACGGCAAAGACAUGCUACCCGGCACGGACAUGACGGCGUUCGGGCUCAGAUUGGACAAGAACACGGCGUCCGCGGUAGCUACGCAAUGCCGGGGCCACCGCUUCAAGACGACCGAGUACCUGUGGUCUAUGAGCGUGCUGCUGCCGAGCGCUAUAUGCGGCCGGGAGGUGUCGCGUCUCGCCCUGCUGACUUGCAACCGGAGCCGCAGCGACAACUGCAGCGAGACUGGGAAGUGUACGAUAGCCGGCAGCCCAACCCCGCUGCGCAAUAUGCCCCAAUUGUCCGUCCGCCUUCCGGCUCGCUAGUCUAUGCGCCAGAGCAGUCGAGAACGGACAUGCGCCCUGUCAGGGCAGCCUCCCACGCGCUUGUCGAGGUGGCAUCGGGGUAUUCGCGCCCUACACAUGGUAGCUAUGCGAGUGUGUACGAACCUGGGCACAUGAGUGUGCGGCCAGAGCCUAUCAUUCUUACGCGGUCCGGAUCACCAAUAUCUGCUAUGGCACCGCCGGCGGCACGGAUUCAGUACCAGCAUCCCCAAGAGCUGCUGCCGUCACCAGCGCGCGUUGUCGUGGAUGAGUACGGCCGUGAGUACAUUGAGCCACCCAAAUACGCGGUUCGCCAGUCGGCUGGGUCUCGAUAUGAGCCAGAGCUCAUCUAUGAGCGAGCUGUUCCUGCUGCGCUGCAGCAGCCGCUCCGUGCAGGAUCACAUAUGUCCCUAGCCUACGAAGAUGAUAGGAGUAUCUACCGAAGAGCUUCGCCAACAUUCAUACAGCCCAGAAGAGUGAUCACACAGCCGGAAUACGCGACGUACGAACAAAGGGAAUACUCAGUGCUUCCUGGCGGGCGUCCAGGCGAAGAAUAUGCGAAUCCACGGUCGCCUCCUCCGGCACUGCUGCCCCCGCAGUAUGAGAGGAGGCAUGUGGUAGAAGAGCCUCAGCGGGAGUAUAUGAUCAGGGCCCCUACUACGCGGCCGCCGGAACCGUUACGAUACGAGGUGGCGCAACCUGGCGGAUAUAUGGAGAGAGUGGGCAGCGUCCGGCCACCUGAUGCAGUCCCGCUGGGACCGCUGGGACAUGAUUUCGGUAGAGCAGGCUUCGACAGCCGUCCUCGGGAACAGCCGACUAUCAGCGCAUAUGUUGGAGGUAAUGAGCCGGUGGCGAGAGAGUACAGCGUUCGGCCCGAACAACAGCAACAGCAGCAGCAGCAGCAACAACAACAACAACAACAACAGGCAGCUCUACAGAGAGCAUACAGCGUUCGGCCGGGCCAAACACCGUACUAUGUGGAACAGCCGGAAGGAGGGUCCAUGCCAGGCUACAUCUACCCGAACGGAGCUCGGCGAGACGUGUAUCAGUGA
Grosmannia clavigera kw1407 is the source of this 2898-nucleotide messenger RNA. RefSeq lists its product as uncharacterized. The transcript has a single exon. The coding region runs from base 1 to 2898 and encodes 965 amino acids. Lineage: Eukaryota; Fungi; Ascomycota; Sordariomycetes; Ophiostomatales; Ophiostomataceae. The record is from RefSeq and is a predicted model, not a curated record.